GCGGUUGCGCCGUGGAGUGCUGGUCCCUCGUUGUUGUUUCGAUUCGAACGGAGCUGGUUCUCGAUGCUCGAUGACGCGGAGCGGUGUCGCGGAUUCGAGGAGCGUUUCUGGUUUUGGUCGUGAGGGAUUGAUGCUUGCGGACGGUGUGAUUGUUUUGGUGUUGCGCGGCAGGGGUGAGUGAGUUGUCGUGAUGUUGUGCGAGCGGCUCUGAUUGGUUUGAUGAUCGGCGAUUGCUGAUGUGCGGAGAUAGCGCUCAAUGCAUGUGUGAUUUGGUCCGGAAAGAUUGACUAGAUGUGGAAACUUCACCUUUCACUGCACGAACAUGUUCCUGCCUUUGACAGGGACUAAGCGUUUCGAGGCGUUCUGAAUCUAUGUGUCACUGAAGGUCUGCUAUCUGAUGGGGAAUUGUUCAGAAGUGCUUGUAAUUUUGCUGUAGUGGGGAAGAGAAGGGGGUUCGCUUUCAUCGUGUUAUCAAAGGAUUCAUGGUGCAAGGUGGAGAUAUCUCUGCUGGUGAUGGUACCGGGGGAGAAUCUAUCUAUGGCUUGAAAUUUGAGGAUGAAAAUUUUGAUCUGAAGCAUGAAAGGAAGGGAAUGUUAUCAAUGGCAAACUCUGGCCCAAACACAAAUGGCUCCCAGUUCUUCAUCACAACAACCCGCACUUCGCAUCUGGACGGAAAGCAUGUUGUGUUUGGGAGGGUAGUUAAAGGAAUGGGAGUGGUCCGAUCAGUCGAGCAUGUUACAACUGCUGCUGGUGACUGUCCAACUGUUGAUGUUGUAAUCGCUGACUGUGGAGAAAUUCCUGCUGGGGCGGAUGAUGGCAUUAGAAAUUUUUUUAAGGAUGGCGAUACUUACCCAGACUGGCCUGCAGAUCUUGAUGAGAGUCCUGCUGAACUUUCUUGGUGGAUGGAUGCUGUAGAUUCUAUCAAGGCAUUCGGGAAUGGAAGUUAUAAGAAACAAGAUUACAAAAUGGCUCUCAGAAAGUAUCGAAAGGCCCUGCGCUAUCUGGAUAUCUGCUGGGAGAAAGAAGGGAUUGAUGAAGUUGAGAGUUCAUCUUUGAGGAAAACAAAGUCACAGAUAUUCACCAAUAGUUCUGCUUGUAAACUGAAACUACGUGAUCUCAAGGGAGCAUUGUUAGAUGCAGAAUUUGCUGUUCGUGAUGGAGAAAACAAUGCAAAAGCUUAUUUUCGACAGGGACAGGCUCAUAUGGAACUUAAUGAUAUCGAUGCUGCAGCGGAAAGCUUCUCUAAGGCGUUGGAGUUGGAGCCAAAUGAUGUUGGGAUCAAGAAAGAGCUUAAUGCUGCCAAGAAGAAGAUUUUUGAGAGGCGCGAACAGGAGAAGAGGGCAUAUCGGAAGAUGUUUCUAUAGCAGAUUCUCUACUAUUGCAGAGGAAAGCACAAAGAUUCUUGGCAAACCAACUGUAUAGAUUGGAGGCAGGGAUCAGAUCAAGAUUUUUAUUUGCAGUUAAAUAGAGUUGAAAUUCAUUAGGAUAAGAGUUUUUGUUUUACACCCGGGGGGGGACCAUCGUCGUUGCCCAAAUGGCAUGACCAGGACAUUUUUAGUCACUUCUCCACGUCGUUUCGGUUUAACUCUAAUGGGGCGUUGGGUGUUUCAGGGCCUUUCUCCUGGUGGAUACUUUAGCCAUUGAUGUCGACCACUUGUGUGACCCCCCAGCAUGAAUUGAAUCGGAAUCCAUAGCCGUCUUUCCGGUCUAUCCAUUGGAUCUGACCCUAUAAACUGAUCCCUUCGGUGAUU
This is a messenger RNA of Eucalyptus grandis, 1751 nucleotides long. RefSeq names its product peptidyl-prolyl cis-trans isomerase CYP40. Gene Ontology annotation, biological process: protein peptidyl-prolyl isomerization; protein folding. Gene Ontology annotation, molecular function: peptidyl-prolyl cis-trans isomerase activity; protein binding. The transcript is spliced from 9 exons. The record is from RefSeq and is a predicted model, not a curated record. The coding region runs from base 483 to 1364 and encodes 293 amino acids. NCBI's taxonomy places the organism in Eukaryota, Viridiplantae, Streptophyta, Magnoliopsida, Myrtales, Myrtaceae.